This is a messenger RNA of Naegleria lovaniensis, 1185 nucleotides long. RefSeq lists its product as uncharacterized. Gene Ontology annotation, cellular component: cytosolic proteasome complex; proteasome regulatory particle, base subcomplex. The record is from RefSeq and is a predicted model, not a curated record. Bases 1 to 1185 code for a protein of 394 amino acids. Gene Ontology annotation, biological process: positive regulation of RNA polymerase II transcription preinitiation complex assembly. NCBI's taxonomy places the organism in Eukaryota, Heterolobosea, Eutetramitea, Acrasida, Naegleriidae. Gene Ontology annotation, molecular function: proteasome-activating activity; ATP hydrolysis activity; ATP binding. The transcript is spliced from 2 exons.
AUGGAGAUCGAUGAAAGAAGAAACAAAGCUCUAAAUGUUUAUGCUGAAAAGCUUGCUCAACACAGGAAUCUUGAAGCUGAAGUAAAAAAGAUUCGCGAAAAUCAAAAAGAUUUGAAAAAGAAAUAUGAAAAGACAGAAGACGAUCUUAAAGCUCUUCAAUCUGUUGGACAAAUUGUAGGAGAAGUUUUAAAACAAUUGGAUGAUGAACGUUUUAUUAUAAAGGCAAGCAGUGGACCAAGAUAUGUUACCGGAGUUAGAAAAAAGAUUGACAAGGCAAAAUUGAAGCCAGGUACAAGAGUUGCUCUCGAUAUGACUACAUUGACAAUCAUGAGGAUUUUACCUCGAGAAGUGGAUCCUUCUGUUUUCAACAUGAUUGAAUCAAAAGAUGUCAAAUUGGAUAAGACACACUUUAACGAAAUUGGUGGUCUCAAUGAACAAAUUAGAGAAUUAAGAGAAGCCAUCGAACUUCCACUCAUUAACCCAGAAAUUUUCGUGAGAGUUGGUAUCAAGGCACCAAAGGGUGUGUUGUUGUACGGACCUCCUGGUACUGGUAAAACAUUGCUGGCCAGAGCAAUUGCAAGUAAUAUUGAAGCAAACUUUUUGAAGGUUGUGGCCAGUGCCAUUGUAGAUAAAUAUAUUGGAGAAUCCGCUCGUAUUAUCCGUGAAAUGUUUGGAUAUGCUCGUGAUCACCAACCUUGUAUAAUUUUCAUGGACGAAAUUGACGCCAUUGGUGGCAAAAGAUUUUCAGAAGGUACCAGUGCUGAUCGUGAAAUUCAAAGAACGCUCAUGGAAUUGUUGAAUCAAUUGGAUGGUUUCAACGAUGUCGGCCAAGUCAAAUUUAUCAUGGCCACCAAUAGACCUGACGUGCUGGAUACUGCCUUGAUGAGACCUGGUCGUCUCGACAGAAAGAUUGAAAUUUCAUUACCCAAUGAACAAGGAAGAUUGUCCAUUUUACAAAUUCACUCCAAAAGCAUGACCAAACAAGGUGAAAUUGACUAUGAUGCCAUUGUUAAGCUCUCGGACGGAUUCAAUGGAGCCGAUUUACGUAACGUGUGUACUGAGGCUGGUAUGUUUGCUCUCAGAGCCAAGAGAGACUAUGUCAUACAUGAGGACUUUAUGAAAGCUGUUCGAAAGAUGAUGGACAUGAAGAAGUUAGAAACCAAACUUGAAUAUAGCAAGAUUUAA